Messenger RNA from Vollenhovia emeryi, 710 nucleotides. RefSeq lists its product as uncharacterized. The transcript is spliced from 3 exons. The record is from RefSeq and is a predicted model, not a curated record. The coding region runs from base 16 to 621 and encodes 201 amino acids. Lineage: Eukaryota; Metazoa; Arthropoda; Insecta; Hymenoptera; Formicidae.
UAAAUCCCUGCGGCAAUGGCGGCGCUAUUAAAAUUACAAUCUUUCGUCAUUAUCAUCGUUUGUUUUCAUCCGAGGUCUUCUCACGGCUUUACACUGCCGUAUGAUGGAGUUAAAAUAGUUACGUACGGCGAGCCGUGUCAUCUACCGCGUUAUCUGCCUGUCACAAUCGAGGAACCCGCCGAGCCUGUGACAGAAUUGGUCUUACCGGAUAAGCCUUGCGCCUAUCGUCCGCUGAAAUUAAAUUAUCGAGUGAUCGCCACUGAACCGAUCCCUGAGCAGCCGUACGCGGAAUAUCCAGUUGCCGUGGAAGUACCUCAGGCUCCUCAACCUACUCAGCUUUUGGAAAUAAUCACGCCUGACCCUCUUCGAGGAAAAUCCUACGCGUACAACGUCCAGACUCCACUAUCUCCACCCGCGGAGCCGAUCUCGAGGACAUACGAUAUUGAUUUUCAAAUACCGUCUUUACCAAUUUCCCAAGAGGUACCAACACCACAAUCCGUUAAACUUUUGACUGGCCUUACUAGCAAAAUUGACAAGGUCCUGAUUCCUGCCUGCCAAAAUCAAGGGCCAUCUUCUAGCUGCUGUAACACUGACACGGCACGAAAUUACUACUUCCAGUAACGCGGUAUCUCUCGCCCUAAGCUUGAGAGAUACGUAGUAUUCAACAGACAAGAUGACAAAUAAAAAUAAAUAAAAAAAUUUUUAUAAAA